Penicillium odoratum is the source of this 1377-nucleotide messenger RNA. RefSeq lists its product as uncharacterized. The record is from RefSeq and is a predicted model, not a curated record. Gene Ontology annotation, molecular function: glucosylceramidase activity. Gene Ontology annotation, biological process: sphingolipid metabolic process. Lineage: Eukaryota; Fungi; Ascomycota; Eurotiomycetes; Eurotiales; Aspergillaceae. The transcript is spliced from 3 exons. The coding region runs from base 1 to 1377 and encodes 458 amino acids.
AUGGUCCCUCUCAAUUAUUUCCUAUUGGCCCUCACUGCCCCCACGGCAGUCCUCUCCGCGAGCUCAAUCGUGGUCGAUACCUGUUCAGUUCUGCAGCAGAUCGAUGGCUUCGGCUUUUCACAAGCCUUUGGGCGCGCCACCGAGCUUGAAGCUGCCAGCGCUGAUCUUCAAAAACAGGCUCUGGACCUUCUAUUUGGCAUAGAGCAAGGCGCCGGGUUCAGCAUCAUCAGAAAUUACAUCCCAUCUUCUUCCACGAGCUCGAUUGAGCCAAAAAACCCUGGCUCACCGUCAACAACCCCAAAUUACAUGUGGACCGGAGAUGACGUCGGUCAGGUGUGGUUUACCAAGCAAGCUGUAUCUUACGGUGUGUCGACUAUUUACGCGGAUGCCUGGAGUGCGCCGGGGUUUAUGAAGACUAGUGGGGAUGAGGCAACAUCUGGCUACCUUUGCGGAACGAUUGGUCACAACUGUACUUCUGGAGAUUGGAGGCAGGCUUAUGCAGACUAUCUUGUUCAGUAUGUCAAGUUUUACCAGUCAGAAGGGCUGUCCAUCACCCAUUUGGGUUUUCUUAACGAGCCUGACUACGAAACAACCUAUUCGCAGAUGCAGAUCAGUUCAAACGCACAGGAGGCAAUCUCGUUCAUCCCAAUUCUAUAUGAGACUGUGAAGGGAGCCGACUUGGAUCUGAACAUCACAUGUUGUGAUGCCAUGGGCUGGCCUAACCAGGACACCUACACAACGGCCCUUGUAGCCGCUGGAAUGGAAGAUUAUCUCAACGUGAUCACAUCGCACAUGUACACCGGAGACGCCACCUACGCUUUAGAGACAGAUCUGCCAACCUGGAUAUCUGAAUCUGGCGUCGAAACCAGUGACGGGGGAUUCACAACCACGUGGCACAACAACGGCGCUCUGAACGAAGGCAUGGUCUGGGCCGGCAAGCUUGCAAGCGGGUUCAUCGAUGCAGGCCUUUCUGCCUACCUAUUCUGGGAGGGCUUCGAGAACAAUCAAACCCAAUCCGCCAGCCACCUAGUUGAUGUGAAAGACGGCAGUGCUGAGGGCUCUGCAAUAUUGUAUGCCUUUGCCAUGUGGUCUCGCUUUGUCCGUCCUGGGGCCUAUCGUGUUUCUACCAGCGGAGAGCUUGCAGAUGUCAUGCCAGCGGCUUUUUUAAACACUGACGAAUCUAUUAUUGUUAUUUUGACUAACAAUGGCACUACAGAGCAGUCUGCUCAGAUUCAGUUCGAUAAAGAGCUAGAUGGAGUGGAGGCUUGGGUGACCGAUAACUCGCACCGGGUUGCAAGUACGAACGUCAGAUUGGAUGGAAGAAAAGCUGAUGUCGCUGUUCCAGCGCAUGGUGUGGUCACUGUGAAGGCUAGAUAA